CCAAGAUGGCUGACACUGGGAACGAGGUUACCUGUGCUGAAUCAGCGGACUGUCAGCGGUGAUAGCAAAAAAUGCGGGAAUACUUUUACAAACACCGGUGACAAAAUACAAGAAAUCUCGUGAAAUUCUGAAAAUGUAGUACACUAAGUCGUCAAUUUCAGCCGUCAGAAGUCACUAAUGGCGCUUUCUAGUCCAGAAUCACCAGUUCCCCAGCGCCGGAUCUUUAUUAACCGUGUUGAAAAUCCAAGCGAGGAACAUGAAGAACUCAACAAAAUGGCGCACGGUGUUAUCGCAGAGAGUCGAAGUGAAGAUGUCUUUUCCAGCUAUGUAUGCUAUUCUCUACACCAAAAGAAUAUUCAGCGUCAUCCAGGAGACAUUGUAGAGGCUGGAUGUCUGGCAGCUCAACAGUUACCAGCAGCCAAAUAUGCAUUGUUUGAGUCACUUCCACAAGAUUUGGUAGAGACAGGUAAACUGAGUGAUCUACAGCUGGAAGGAGUUUUAUAUGCUUGUCAGAGACAUCAGAUUGUGCUUGCCAGUGGACAGAGGGCAGGGUUCUUUAUUGGAGAUGGUGCUGGUGUUGGGAAGGGGAGGCAGAUUUCUGGAAUAAUAUUGGACAACUUUGCCCGUGGAAGGUGCAAACAUGUGUGGUUUAGUAUUUCAGCUGACCUCAGACUAGAUGCACAAAGAGAUUUACAUGACAUUGGUUGCUAUGCAAAAGUGAUUGAUGGUUGCCAGCAGCUUGACAAGGAGACAAGAGUAUUUGGUUUGCCUGCUGACUUCAAAGAAGGGGUAGUUUUUAGUACAUACGCCACUUUAGUAUCAUCUGUCCAAAAAGGCACUAAUCGUCAAAGCAGACUGCAGCAGUUGAUCGACUGGUGUGGCGGAGAGCAGUUCAAUGGCUGCCUAAUAUUUGACGAGUGUCAUAAGGCAAAGCAUUUUGUACCAGGCAAAGAGGAAACAAGUACAAAAGUUGCCCUUGCUGUCACAACGCUACAAAGGAUCCUUCCAAAAGCUCGUGUUGUGUACUGCAGUGCAACUGGCGUAACGGAUGUUAAAAAUAUGGCAUUCAUGGAGCGACUUGGUCUGUGGGGAGAUGGGACGGCAUUCAAGUCAUUUGAUUCUUUUCUAACCAGCAUCAGUAAGAGAGGACUCGGUGCUGCUGAAAUGUUAGCUAUGGAGAUGAAGGCAUCUGGAAUGUAUGUCUCCAGAGGACUUAGCUUCAGACAAGCUGAGUUUGUUAAUGUAGAGGCUCCUUUAACAGCAGAUCAGAUUAAAGUUUAUGACACAGCAGUUCAUGUUUGGAGUGAGUUAAAGAAGUCACUUGAAUAUGCCAUUGGUCGAACUACAACUUCCACACCAAGAGUAUGGUCAGUGUUCUGGUCCAGUCAUCAGAGGUUCUUCAAACAACUCUGUAUGAGUAUGAAAGUACCUACUAUUGUACAGGAGGCCCAGCAAGCGCUACAGGACAGCUACUGUGUAGUGAUUGGUCUGCAGUCCACUGGAGAGGCGAGUUUAGAAAGUGAAAUAACACGGUGUGGUGGAGUAUUGAAUGGUUUUAUUUCCAGCACAGAAGAAAUCCUCUCUCGGUUUAUCACACAAUAUUUUCCAACUCAGAUAAUCAAAUCGAAUGGCGAUGUAGUUGAAGAUCAGUGGAGCAUCCAAGCAAAGAAUCUUCUGUUAACGUUUGUCAGGAAAAUUAAUCUUCCAAUUAGUCCCCUUGAUGACCUCAUAAACCAACUAGGGGGACCAGGGAAAGUAGCAGAAAUGACUGGUAGACGUGGUCGCGUGGUAAAAACCGAUAAGCAACCUCAACCUCAUUACGAGGCUCGAGAAUCAGACAGCAGCAAUGUGGACAGUUUAAAUAUUCAAGAGAGAAACAGCUUCAUGAAUGGAACAAAGCACGUAGCUAUUAUAUCAGAUGCUGCUAGCACCGGAAUCUCAUUGCAUGCUGACCUCCGAGCAGCCAAUCAGUGUCGUCGUGUUCAUGUGACAAUUGAGUUGCCAUGGAGUGCUGACAAGGCUGUUCAGCAGCUGGGAAGAUCACAUCGGUCAAACCAAACGAGUGGUCCAAUCUAUAAACUUGUAACUACAAACUUGGGUGGAGAGAGAAGAUUUGCAGCGGCAGUUGCUCGCAGGCUCCAGUCACUAGGUGCACUUACCAAAGGCGACAGACGAGCUGCAACUGGGGCCGACUUGACUCAGUUCAAUUUUGACACACCGUAUGGCCGGUCCGCUCUUAGAAACAUGUACCAGUCCAUUACUCUGCAAUCCAUUUGUCCAGGAGUCGCUUUGUCCAAGGUCCUCUCAGCAGCUCAUAUUCCUGAUAAAUAUGAAUUUACAGAGUUUAACACAAUAGCCAGGCAAUGUCUUGUAUCCAUGGGUGUGACCGAUGCAAGUUUUGUAGUAAAAGACAAAGAAGCCAGUGAUGUUGGAAGAUUUUUAAAUCGCAUUUUAGGGCUAAGUGUGGAGCGACAAAACUUGUUAUUCUCGUAUUUCUGUGAAUGCCUUAAUGCAGCAAUCGAAACUGCAAAACGAGAAGGCAGGUACAGUGAAGGCGUGACAGAUGUAUCUGGAUCUUCAAUCACGAUGGUUGGCGAUCCUAAACCGGUUUUUACCGACUUCCAAAGAGGCCUCAUGGAAACAAAACACGUGACUCUUAACGUCGACCGCGGGAUAGACUGGGACUCGGCCGUGAAGCAGUUUCAAGAGAAUGGUUCUAACAAGCUCGACGGCUUUUAUUGUUCUAAAAGGGAACAGAAAGGACAGCGGUUGUACCUGUUAGCGAUACAGAAGAAGUCCUCAACACGUCUUUUCAACAUUACAAGACCAAACACAGGCCGGUCGCCAUUUGAGGAAGAAAAGGCCGAUCUGCUGCAUAAGUACAACAAGAUUUCUUUGCCAGACGCAGAAUCGGGAUGGAAAGCUCAGUAUGAGAGAACAAGGGAUCACUGUAUUCAUGGCUUGGGAUGCAAGACUGGACCUUCUUGUAAAACUGGUUGUCGUAUCACUCAAAUUAAUUUAUUAUGUGGUGGAAUUAUUCCUCUGUUAUCUGCCUUGGAACUGGCCAUGGCAAAACACGCCGAUAAACUCGGACUUACUAAGGAGAGUCGGUCUUUAAGAGUAGUCCGCGUUGAACUGGAUAGUGGUCAGCGGCUAGUUGGUUUGCGUUACCCAGAGCAACUCAUACCGGAAGUAACCUUAUUUCUCAAGGAACAAAAAGUUAUCGACUCGGUCUUAGAAAAACAAAGUGGUGUUUUAGGAGUAGCUGGGCCUUCACAGGAGACAUCAAAAGCCAGCCAAGCGUACGAAGAAGCGGAAGCCCCGAUCAAUCCAAGAACUUUAACAAAGGCGACAACACCACUUGUGACUAUUAAAAAUUUCUUUAAACCAAGGGUUGUUGAAACAAGACCGGAGCACGAUGGAAAUGCCUCAGAAAAAGUCGAAGAAGCAAGUGGAGAAAAUGGCUGUACUAAAAAAGACUGCGGCAUGGCAAUUGCAGACAGUCCUUUUACGUCUACUAAAACUACGACGAACAAACAAAGUGUGCCUGAGAAAAAUAGCAAAGGAGUUAAAUCUGUUUACUUUAAAUCCCAGGGAUCGAAUCACGAGAAAGCUCCGCAGGAAAAAACUUCUGCGGGUGGUCUUUCAAGAAUGAAUGGCCUUGUAAGUCAUCUUCCUGACUCCCUUUCAAAAGAGAACUUGCAAAGAAAGGCAUCAUUGAAGAGGGCUAACUCUGACACGGCUUCAAGGACCAACAAACGGCAGAAGCAAUCAAGUAUUCUAUCUUCGUUUGGGAAAAAGACUGAAAAGCUUGUCGAUGAGACGAAGAAGGAAAUUUACUGUCCCGUUUGUGGUGUGAAAUUUGCCAAUGAAGUGAAAAAUGUGGAGAUAAACAAACAUAUUGAUGGCUGUCUCACUAAAUGACGACCUUCUGUGGAGUUAGUGCUUGUUAAAAUCUGUGUCAACAAGAAAGUAAGAAGAGAAUUUUUAUUUUAAAAAAGUAUCAGUGAAGGGAACCAUAAACCAAAAGCUACUCAGGUAUGAGUGAGGGGGAGGUAAGAAUGAGGCCUAAACGUUAAACCAAAAGCGAAAACCAGACCCAAGGAUGUCCAACGAACUAGAACGCACCCCCGCCNCCCCCCC
This is a messenger RNA of Orbicella faveolata, 4143 nucleotides long. RefSeq lists its product as uncharacterized. Lineage: Eukaryota; Metazoa; Cnidaria; Anthozoa; Scleractinia; Merulinidae. The record is from RefSeq and is a predicted model, not a curated record. Gene Ontology annotation, molecular function: histone binding; chromatin DNA binding. Gene Ontology annotation, cellular component: nucleus. Gene Ontology annotation, biological process: regulation of DNA-templated transcription.